AUGGGGGCCAUGGAAGUUCAAAACAUAUCCAGAGAAGUCAUCAAACCUUCCACUCCAACCCCACCACAUCUUCGAACACACAAACUCUCGAUCCUCGAUCAGAUUAACCCUCGCUCUUAUGUUCCGGUCGUUUACUUCUACCCCAAGGAAGCCUCCGAUUAUUGGUCUGUCGCAGAUAAAUCCAAUCAGCUCAAGAAAUCACUAUCCGAAACACUGUCCAAAUACUACCCUUUUGCCGGCAGGAUCAGAGACAGAUUCUCCAUCGACUGCAACGAUGAAGGAGUCGCAUUUGUUGAAACGCAAAUCAGAAACUUCAAGCUCUCUGACAUUCUUGAGAACCCGAAAGACGAGGACCUGGCGUUGUUAAUCUCCGAAGAUGUGGCGUGGAAUGAGGAUCCGGAUGUCAGUGUGAUCGUGGAUGUUCAAGUGAGCUUCUUUGAGUGCGGUGGAAUGGCACUUGGCAUUGGUAUGUCACACAAGAUAGCUGAUGCAUCCACCAUAAUCAAUUUCGUUAACGACUGGGCAGCUGUGGCUCGUGAUCAGUAUGUACCAUCCCCUGAGUUCGUCGCGGAAAAUAUAUUUCCCCAAGGUGACCUGCCACUGUUCCCAGAAGCUGUGCCCGAGAAAAGCGAUUGUGUCGCGAAAAGAUUUGUGUUUGAUGCCACAAAGAUUGCUGCCCUCAAAGCCUUAGUCGCGGAUAAAGUGCAAAACCCCACGAGGGUUGAAGUUGUCGCAGCAUUUAUUUAUAGCUGCACAAUUUCUGCGCUAAGAUUGACUUCAGGGUCUUCCUCAAACCCGACUGUUCUCACUCAAUCAGUGAACCUGCGCACUAGAAUGGUUCCUCCGGUACCGCAAAACUCUGUAGGUUGCAUGGUUUGGAUAUAUACAGUGUCCACAGCUGAGGACAGCGUGAUUGAGUUGCAUGACCUGGUGGCUCAGCUGAAGCAGAAUAUGACCCGAUUUUGUGAUUCAUAUGCUCAAAAGUUUCGCGGGAAAGAUCAAUGGCCGGUGAUCUUCCAAGAGUGUUUGCAAGAAUCAAUGGUUGAAUUUUCGAGACCAAAUUUGGUGAUGUAUAAAUGUACAAGCUGGUGCAGGUUCCCAAUGUAUGAAGUUGACUUUGGUUGGGGAAAGCCAAUUUGGAUCACCGUUCCUAGCUGCACGACUAAGGACUGCUUUAUUCUGAUUGAUACGAAAAAUGGAGAAGGGAUUGAAGCAUAUGUGAAUUUGGAAAAGCAGCAACUGGAUGUGUUUGAGCGCGACGAGGAGCUUCUUGCAUUUGCUUCUUUGAAUCCAAGCAUUUCAGACUCCGUUUGA
This is a messenger RNA of Malus domestica (apple), 1314 nucleotides long. RefSeq names its product epi-neemfruitin B synthase L1AT-like. The record is from RefSeq and is a predicted model, not a curated record. NCBI's taxonomy places the organism in Eukaryota, Viridiplantae, Streptophyta, Magnoliopsida, Rosales, Rosaceae.